Messenger RNA from Fibroporia radiculosa, 1317 nucleotides. RefSeq lists its product as uncharacterized. The record is from RefSeq and is a predicted model, not a curated record. Gene Ontology annotation, molecular function: protein kinase binding. Gene Ontology annotation, cellular component: nucleus; cytoplasm; nucleotide-activated protein kinase complex. Lineage: Eukaryota; Fungi; Basidiomycota; Agaricomycetes; Polyporales; Fibroporiaceae. Gene Ontology annotation, biological process: signal transduction. The transcript is spliced from 3 exons. Bases 1 to 1317 code for a protein of 438 amino acids.
AUGACAGAUCUACAUGAAGUCCAGUUCAGAUGGCCUCACUCAAACGCCUCCCACGUUGUUGUGACGGGAGCCUUCGACGGCUGGUCAGGCUCGGUUUAUCUCGCGAAGACGUCAUCCGGCUUCGAGGGCACAGCACGCGUGCCCUGGGGGCAAAAAAUUGCCUACAAGUUCAUCGUCGAUGGCCGCUGGACCACAGCCGACGGUCAGCCUACUGAGUUUGACAGCAAUGGCAACUUGAACAAUAUCUAUACUUCGCCUAAUUGUCCAUCCCAGGAGGAGACGAAGGUAGAGGCUAGCACGAUUCGGGGGGCAGUAGCCGCGGCUGGUACUGCGGCAGGGGGUGCUGCUGUUGCAAUGGUUGGAGCGAUCGCGCCUGAGACGACAUCACAAGCACCGCAAGCGCCUACACAAUCUCCAGAAGAGACUUCUUUGCCAGUCGUUGCUCCAGCUCCCCCCGAUCCAUCAUCAGCUGAGGCUGAUCCGGCUGCGACACCCAAGCCAGAAGCGAAGAGCGAGCCGAGCCCACCAGAACUCGAGCCUGUGACACUUUCUGAAGAGGCAGUACUCCCUCCAGAGGAGGUCGCCGCGCCCCAUCUCGCCCCGAACGUGCCUAUCCACGUUCUCCCACUUCUGCCGGAGGUACCCGUUGUUGCCCCCGGUGUCACCAACACCCGACAAGGUGUUGCCCAACAAGAAAAUAGCGAUGUAAUUAGCGAGCCGUCUACGCAUGUGCCUGCAGGUAUGAACGGCAUAGGGGGGAGAGCGUCAAGCCCUGCCACUGUUUCGAAGCCUAGUGAGACGGAGACGAGCGUCGUUGGGACGACGGCGGCGUCAGAGGAGGAGCCUGUCGAGUCUGUGGUGCUAGACCCGGUUGUCGUCUCGAACAGUGCGGUCGAUGCUGCUCCUGCAAACGGCUCGCCAGCUGAACUGCCUUCGACAUCCGACACUGCCGCUGCUCCCAUCCCAGAAAAGCCUAUCGCAAACGGUUCGUCUGCGCCUGUGACGACCGCGUCUGCGUCUGCGCCCGAAACUCCUGCUGUGAACGGCUCGAGUGCGCACACGAACGGCACCACGUCCAAGGCGACCCUGCCCAGUACACCACCAGCCAAGGAGAAGCGGAUGCGCUUCCCGUCCCUUUCUGUGCGCUCGCGGCGCUCAAGCAGUAGCGUGCACACAUCCACUACCGAGUUCGGCGCAGAUCCAGGAAAGGAGGGCACGAAGUCGGAAACGUUAGGUGGGACGCAUCGCAAGAAGCGGAGUAGCAUCUUCGGAAAGCUGAAGGGCAUCUUCGACUCUCCAAGCAAGCUGGGCAAGUAG